This is a messenger RNA of Uloborus diversus, 1198 nucleotides long. Its product is annotated as mesencephalic astrocyte-derived neurotrophic factor homolog. Gene Ontology annotation, cellular component: endoplasmic reticulum. Bases 183 to 710 code for a protein of 175 amino acids. The transcript has a single exon. NCBI's taxonomy places the organism in Eukaryota, Metazoa, Arthropoda, Arachnida, Araneae, Uloboridae. Gene Ontology annotation, biological process: neuron projection development; dopaminergic neuron differentiation. The record is from RefSeq and is a predicted model, not a curated record.
AGGAGUGCCAGUCAAUCAUGUUGUCACAACUUGCAUUAGCCGGCGAUUUUUGCAUUUUGUCCAAACAGUGACGUUUCGAACUGUCAUUUGGCGUUCAAAAUUGUUGUGCAGCAUGCUGAAUUUUGUUUGAGUGCUUAAAACUGGUAUUUAUUGCGGGAUAAACGUGUACACUCACUUACAGAAUGGCCCAAAUGACAUAUAUUUUUGAGAUCAUCGUAACUAUUUUUUUUCUAUCGUUCCAAUCAUCUGUUACACUGAAAGAAGGUGAAUGUGAAGUUUGCGUUGGAGUUCUCAAUAAACUCGUUCAGUCCUUAAAUUCUGACGAAAAAUUGGCGAUACCAAAGAUCGAAUCCAAGUUUCAAGAAUUGUGUCUAAAUGCGAAAAAAGCAGAAAACAGAUUCUGCUAUUACGUAGGUGGUCUCAAAGAAUCAGCCACCAAAAUUGUUUCGGAAAUGUCUAAACCCUUGUCAUGGGGGCUUCCUGUUGAUAAAAUUUGCGAAAAACUAAAGAAAAAGGAUGAACAAAUCUGUGAUCUUCGCUAUGAAAAAACAAUCGAUUUAAAAACUGUUGAUCUAAAAAAAUUAAAAGUAAGAGAUUUAAAGAAAAUCCUAGCUGACUGGGAUGAAAGAUGCGAAGCUUGUGUUGAAAAAUCGGACUUCAUAAAAAGAAUAGAAGAACUAAAACCAUUGUAUAGCAAAGAGGAAUUGUAAUAAUUAGAUUGUAAAACCAUGUAAUUUAUUUUCAUAGUGCAAAAGAUCAAAACUAAUUUAUUUUCAUCAUGACACCUUAAGAUGUUGGGAAUCUUGAAGAUGGUUAACAACACAGAUCUUUAUUUGCAGUCUUCUACUUCUAUCUUUUGCAGUUACUUUUGUUUCAUUUUCGGUAGCGUAAAAUGAAGAAUGUUGAUGUAUUAUACCAUUUAUGAAUUAUUUCAGCCGUUGAUACAAGCUCCUGAAUAUGAAAGAACCUUAUUUAUUUUUAAUGGUUUAAGUAACAAUGUAUAAUCUUUCUGAAGUUGGUUAUUUUUUCCCCUUUGAUAAAUUAUUUUACGGUUGCUGUCAUCAUGCUUUGCUUUUGUUUUUAAUAUGUAUUUCCCGGAAGUUCUCUACUUAUUAGUCUAUAAGUGACCUUAAAAUUUAUAAGCAUGAUUUUUGAAGCAUAAUAUGACUCAUAUAGAAUUAGCAGAAAAUAAAAUGAA